ACCUUUACCUCCAAACGCCCUCUCCAAUUUCAAAGCAUCCGUGGAAUUCCAGACUACUCUUCUUCUCACAAACGCGACUCAGCUACCUUGAUCACUAUGAACCACCUUCCGCAAGCCUGGGGCCGUCCAAGGGACGAUGUCUAUGGCGCCUACGAUCCUUCACACUUCCAGACUGAUGGCCCAAAUCAGCAUACGCAGAGUCCGAUCGUCACCGGUACCUCGGUCCUCGCGGCGAAGUUCAAGGAUGGUGUAGUCAUUGCAGCGGACAACCUGGCUUCAUAUGGCUCACUUGCCCGCUUCACGGACGUUAAGCGCCUACGGAAAUUCAACGACGAGGUAGUGGUAGGCUUUGGCGGCGACGUCUCAGACAUGCAGUACCUUGACCGCCUCCUCAACUCCCUCGACAUCCGCGAAAACUACUCCUCUGCCGAGACGCCACUCAACGCGAAAAACCUCCACACAUACCUCGCCAAAGUCAUGUACAACCGCCGAUCGAAGUUCGAUCCGCUGUGGAAUCACCUGCUGAUAGCCGGUCUGGACGGCGAGUCGAAGCCUUUCCUGGCGAGCGCGGAUCUCCUUGGUACCACCUUCUCUUCGCCUUCGCUAGCCACCGGAUUUGGAGCGCAUCUUGCGCAGCCGCUCUUGAGAACAAUCUUGCCAGAUGAGGCAUCAGUACAGAACGUCACUAGAGAGCAGGCAGUAGACAAGAUCAAGGAGUGCAUGAAGGUUCUUUUCUACAGGGACGCCAGGAGUAUGGACAAGUAUUCGAUUGCUGUCAUCACGAGCGAGGGCGUUGAUCUAGACGAGGACGUGAAGCUGGAGAACCAGAGCUGGGCCUUCGCGGACAGGAUCAGGGGAUACGGUACGCAGACGGCGUAAGCCGGAGUCUCCACGAUCGAAUAGGGAUCACACUCGAACAAAUGCCGCGAGAUGAUCUCUAAGGCUAUAGUCGAAUGAAAGACAUGAAUGAAUGUACCAAUACCGGUAUGACAUCACGAUUUCUGCAUAAUAUCUUUCGUCUCAGUCAUGCCCAGAUUUGUCAGCUGUGAUAUAGGUCUACCAUAAUAGCCAAUAGCAACUGCCCAGGUUGGCGAGUUAUAGCUUACUAGCGGGGAAGCUUUGUCACCCAAAUAAGGAGCAUAUAUCUAAGUGAGAUGUGGCUUCGUGUAUCCAGGAUAUCUCUACACUGUUCUGUGCAAAGUACAAUUUCGUCU
This is a messenger RNA of Cucurbitaria berberidis CBS 394.84, 1214 nucleotides long. Its product is annotated as proteasome component PRE4. The record is from RefSeq and is a predicted model, not a curated record. The transcript has 3 exons. Gene Ontology annotation, cellular component: proteasome core complex. NCBI's taxonomy places the organism in Eukaryota, Fungi, Ascomycota, Dothideomycetes, Pleosporales, Cucurbitariaceae. Bases 97 to 879 code for a protein of 260 amino acids.